AUGGUCAAAGAAGUCCAGUUCAAGCCCUUCACCGACCAGAAGCCGGGUACAUCGGGACUUCGCAAGAAAGUCACUGUGUUCCAGCAACCUCACUACAGCGAAUCUUUCAUCACCUCCAUCCUCCUCUCCAUUCCCGAAGGUGCGGAAGGUGCUUUUCUCGUCAUUGGCGGUGACGGAAGAUAUUGGAACCCUGAAGUGGUCCAGCUGAUUGCCAAAAUUGGAGCUGCAUAUGGGGUGAAGAAACUUCUCAUCGGUCAGAAUGGUAUCCUCAGCACGCCGGCUGCCAGCCAUAUCAUUCGUAUCCGAAAGGCUACUGGUGGCAUCCUCCUUACUGCCAGCCACAAUCCUGGAGGUCCUCAAGCCGACUUCGGCAUGAAAUACAACCUCUCCAAUGGCGCCCCUGCCCCGGAGUCGGUGACCAACAAGAUCUUCGAAAAGUCCAAGGCCCUCGCGUCCUACAAGAUUGCAGACAUUCCAGAAGUGGAUCUCUCCACCAUAGGCACCAAGAAAUAUGGAGAUCUGGAAGUCGAGAUCAUUGAUUCGGUGGCGGACUAUGUGGCCAUGUUGAAGGACAUCUUCGACUUUGAUCUCAUUCGCUCCUUUUUCAAGUCUCAGCCUGACUUCAAGGUUCUCUUUGAUGCUCUUUCGGGAGUCACGGGUCCAUACGGGGUUGCCAUCUUCCAAGGAGAACUUGGUUUGGGACCCUCGAGUACUCAGAACUGCCAGCCCAGCCCUGAUUUCAAUGGUGGUCACCCGGAUCCGAACCUCACGUACGCUCGUUCUUUGGUGGAGAGAGUUGACGCAGAGGGAAUCCAUUUCGGUGCCGCCUCGGACGGGGAUGGUGACAGAAACAUGAUCUAUGGCAAGAACGCAUUCGUCUCACCGGGGGACUCUUUGGCCAUUAUCGCCCACUACGCAAAGAAGUAUAUUCCCUACUUCAAGAAGCAAGGCGUCUACGGUUUGGCGCGAUCCUUCCCAACCUCAGGAGCGUUGGAUUUGGUGGCCAAGAAGCAGGGAUUGUCGAUCUAUGUCGUACCUACCGGAUGGAAGUUUUUCUGCUCGCUCUUCGAUACCAACAAGAUGUCAAUUUGCGGCGAGGAAUCAUUUGGCACCGGGUCGAAUCACAUCCGGGAAAAGGAUGGCUUGUGGGCCGUGACCGCUUGGCUGAACAUCAUUGCUGGCGUGGGCCAGGAUACGGGCACGUUCCCAUCCAUUUCCGAAAUUCAAAAGGAGUUCUGGAAUGAAUAUGGCCGCGUGUACUUCACCCGCUACGACUAUGAGGAUGUCAGCAGUGUGGGCGCUGCAGACAUGGUCAAGUACCUCAGGGAAAAGAUCGCCGCGAAGGAGACUGUCGGUUCGGAGCUGCAGGGUCGCAAGGUCAUCGAGGCUGAUGACUUUGCCUACACCGAUCUCGAUGGCUCUGUGUCGAAGAAUCAGGGCAUCUACUUCAAGUUCGACGACGGGACGAGAAUUGUUGUCCGAUUGUCGGGUACAGGCAGCAGUGGUGCAACCAUCCGUCUCUAUGUUGAGAAGCUUGAGGAGGACAAGAGCAAACUGGGCGAGGACACUCAGACCUACCUGAAAGGACCAGUGGGACUCGCGAUCGAACUCUUACAACUACAGAAAUUCAUUGGCCGAACCGAGCCUGAUGUCAAGACUUAG
Molecule: messenger RNA, 1662 nt
Organism: Rhinocladiella mackenziei CBS 650.93
Lineage: Eukaryota; Fungi; Ascomycota; Eurotiomycetes; Chaetothyriales; Herpotrichiellaceae
Product: phosphoglucomutase
Exons: 3
Coding region: 1-1662 (553 amino acids)
Biological process (GO): carbohydrate metabolic process
Cellular component (GO): cytosol
Molecular function (GO): magnesium ion binding; phosphoglucomutase activity
Source: RefSeq, a predicted model, not a curated record